AUGGUGAUAGUGAUCCUCCUGACCGCCGGACUCUCAAUAACAGUCUUGAGCUCGCUAAGCUCGUCAACACCCGACUACAUACCUACAUCAGACAGCUCACAACGACAUAAACAACUAGACCCAGACACAGCCGUCCUGAACCUAGAAACAGGCUUCCGCGCCCCGAAAGUAGAAGGCGUGCAUCUCACCUCCGACCUCGAAUCUGAAUCCCUCUGGGAGCGCAACCGGCAAUACGCCAUUGUCAUAGACGCGGGAAGUUCCGGGUCGCGCGUGCAAGUGUAUUCAUGGACAAAUCCGGCGUUUGCGCGCAAGGCGCUCGGUCAAAACGCCAUGAAUAGAUUACCCGUCAUCGAAAAGGGCGACGAGAAGGGCGAACGCUGGACGUUCAAGGAAGACCCCGGAAUCUCCUCUUUUGCAUCAAGACCCGAAGCCAUCGGGUCACAUCUCCAACCUCUUUUGGAUUUCUCAGACAGUGUGAUCCCCAAACGGAAACGCGCCCAGACCCCCUUGUACCUCCUCGCCACCGCCGGCAUGCGGCUAGUCGAACCAACCGCCCGCGACCGCCUGCUCGACCGGACAUGCCAGUACAUCCGCUCCCACUCCCCCUACCGUCUCGACGGGGGCUGCGCCUUACACGUACGUGUCAUCUCCGGCGAGCUAGAGGGCAUCUACGGCUGGGUGACGGUCAACUACCUCAAGAACGGGUUCGACGUCGCCAACGACCCCAACACUCCCAAAAAACAUACGUUUGGAUUCCUGGAUAUGGGCGGGGCGUCGACGCAGAUUGCAUUCCAGCCGACGCGGGAUAUGGCCGAACGGCAUAGCGAUGAUUUGACGACGAUGAAGUUGAGGUUCUUGGAUGGGGUGGAGAUGACUUAUCGCGUUUUUGUGACGACUUUCUUGGGGUUUGGGGUGAAUGAGGCUAGGAGGCGGUACCUAGAAGGUUUGACCGCCGCGGAUAGUUCUCAUACGGAUACGACCAAUUUGCCAAUCCCCGAACCCUGCCUCCCCACUGGCCUCCUCUACAAAGACCCCCACCUCGCCUCCACGACGCCCACCCCAACCUUCCUCGGCACCGGCUCCUUCACCCAAUGCCUCACCUCCCUCCUUCCCCUCCUCAACAAAUCCCUGCCCUGCCCAGAUCGCCCCUGCCUCUUCAACGGCGUGCACGCGCCCGUCUCGAACGCGUUGCACUUUCUGGGUGUGAGCGAGUACUGGUACACCGCGUCGGACGUGUACGGCCUCGGAGGUAGCUACAACCACUCCCUUUUCCUGGACUCCACCACAAAGUUCUGUUCACAGCCGUGGCCGGAGAUCCAACAACACUUUGGUGAAAAGCGAUGGCCCAUGGUGAACGAUAUCGACCGGCUGAAACUCCAGUGCUUCAAAUCAGCCUGGAUCAUGAGUGUCCUGCAUGACGGGCUUGGCGUGCCGAGGGAGAUGGUGCGUGUGCCGAACGAUGAGGAUGACAGUGGGAGGGGGGUGGAUGUGCAUGGCGAGGGUGCGAGUUCCGAUCCGGCGUUUGAGAGUGUGAACGAGAUUGGGACGUUUAGUGUGAGUUGGACGUUGGGGGCGAUCUUGCUGCAUGUUGCUGCUACUAUACCGAGGGCGGACGGGGAAGCGCAGGGGGUGGUGGGGAGGGUGGUGAAGUGGGUUUUGGGGAUGGUUUUGAUGGGAGGUGUGGGAGGGGGACUGCUGUGGCAGUGGAGGAAGAGGAAGCGGCUGACAAGGAAGUAUUCGGAUGUUGCGCAGGUUGAUCCGGAUGGGGUGGGAAGGAUUGAGAUUGUUUAUGAGCGGCCGAGGUGAUUGCGUAGUCAGCUAUGUUUUUAGCUACAUUACAUCUCCCCUUAUAUCGGGAUCCUUUGUAAAAAGGCAAUGCUUUCAGUUGAGUAAUCCCUUGAUGCAAUAAUAUUGUUCCAACGAUCGU
This is a messenger RNA of Fimicolochytrium jonesii, 1927 nucleotides long. RefSeq names its product nucleoside phosphatase family-domain-containing protein. The record is from RefSeq and is a predicted model, not a curated record. The transcript has a single exon. Gene Ontology annotation, biological process: nucleoside diphosphate catabolic process. Lineage: Eukaryota; Fungi; Chytridiomycota; Chytridiomycetes; Spizellomycetales; Powellomycetaceae. Bases 1 to 1806 code for a protein of 601 amino acids. Gene Ontology annotation, cellular component: membrane. Gene Ontology annotation, molecular function: nucleoside diphosphate phosphatase activity.